Etheostoma spectabile (orangethroat darter) is the source of this 776-nucleotide messenger RNA. Its product is annotated as collagen alpha-1(XXIII) chain-like. The transcript has 2 exons. The record is from RefSeq and is a predicted model, not a curated record. Lineage: Eukaryota; Metazoa; Chordata; Actinopteri; Perciformes; Percidae. The annotation marks the transcript as partial.
GGUCAGCAGGGCGGGCGCAUCUCAACUAGUUGAACGUGCAACCAACUUUUAGCAAGGCAAACAAUUGGACCCAUUGCUAGUUGCACUUGCACAUCCAUGUAGGAUAGGCGACUCUCCAACAGGAAACCAAGACCUGCAAGUUAAAGGCGCCUCUUCUCUGGUUGGCAUCCAGAUCGCUCCCCUCUGUGUCUGGCGUUAACCCGGUUUGCACUGCUGCUGCCCCUUAUCCCAGGACUAAUUUAAGACAGCGCUUUGAACCGUGAGCCUAUAGUCAACUUGGGUUGAGGGUUGUGAAGGUGUUAGGUGCGCUGCUCAGUUAGUCCGCGGAGCCUGAUUAGAGUUUGGUCGCAGAACUACACCAACAACCAAAUAUUUUCAAUACAUAAGGAUGACUUUGAAGCAGGAUUCCAGCAUGGAUACAGCCAGCGACUGUAUCGGGGAAAGUAAGCCCGUGUGUCAGUGUGCGCCCAAGUCCGCGGUCCAGCGUUGGCUUCCAGGUUUUCCCAUCGUUCUGUGUUUGCUGAUGUCCCUGAGCUCCAUCACCGUGUGUCUUCUGAUGAGCCUCAAGACCUACCAGCUGGAGAACCGACUGCAGCUGGAGAUGGACAAAGCGUCCGUCUUCCAGCCGCCGCAAAGGGCUUGUCUAAACGAGGAUGGGACCCUAAUUCCAGAGCUGGGCACUUCCAUAGGGAGGCUCGUGGAAGAGAAAGUGGAUGUGCUGAUGCCAAAAUUUCGGACUACUAGGGACGUUGGCCAAGAGUGCUCCUGUCCUCCAG